Molecule: messenger RNA, 1852 nt
Organism: Onychostoma macrolepis
Lineage: Eukaryota; Metazoa; Chordata; Actinopteri; Cypriniformes; Cyprinidae
Product: cytosolic phospholipase A2 gamma-like
Exons: 14
Coding region: 1-1806 (601 amino acids)
Biological process (GO): glycerophospholipid catabolic process
Cellular component (GO): nuclear envelope; cytosol; nucleoplasm
Molecular function (GO): calcium-dependent phospholipid binding; calcium ion binding
Source: RefSeq, a predicted model, not a curated record
AUGUUCAGCGGUACGGUGAGAUUCAAACCCCUACUGAAUGGGAGCGAGCAGGAGUUUGUAGCCAGCAGGAGAAACACUGUUCUACAAACUCUGAAGAAGCUUCAGAUUCAAUGCAGUCGGAGAGAGGUGCCAAACAUUGCAUUACUGGGUUCUGGAGGAGGACAAAGAGCCAUGGUGGGUUUGCUGGGAUCCCUGGUUCAGCUUGAGAAAGCAGGUCUUCUGGACUGCAUCCUUUAUCUGAGCGGAGUCUCUGGAUCAACUUGGUGCAUGGCCUCCUUAUACAAAGAACCAGACUGGUCCACCAAACUAGAGACCGUGAAAGACAAAAUCAUCGAGAGAAUCAGCGGACCAGGAGUCAGCUGGGAAGACGCAUUGGCCAAACUGAAGAAAUAUUACUAUGGGAAAGACUUCUUCAGCUUGACUGACGUCUGGGCAGUGAUGACUGUCACAUCACGUGUGAAAGAGAUCGAUGAACACACACUCACAGAGCAGCGGAACAAGAACAAUAAAGACCCAUUUCCCAUCUACACAGUGGUCGACAAGCAAUGCAAACAGUGCAGUGAUGGAGGUCUGCAUGCAGGGGCGGACUUAACCAAUAAGCGAGACCAGUGGUUUGAAAUCAAUCCAUAUGAAGCAGGUUAUUCCCUCACUGGAGCGUUUGUGGACACCUCCAGCUUCGGCAGCCAGUUUCACAAGGGCUCAAAGAAAAAACAUCAGGACGAAUUUGACAUGCUGUACCUGCAGGCUCUUUGCGGCAGCGCUUUAGGAGAUGGAAAGCAGAAUAAGGAAGAAAUCUUGAAACAGAUGCAAGAUUUUUUUAAAAGAAAAGACACAAUACUUGAGGCCAUGAGGAAAGAACAGCCUGAGAGGGAAUAUGAAGAGGUGAACAAAGAGAUGGAAUCAGACUCCUUCCAUUGUGGGUUUGCUUCAGAUGAUGUUCCAAUCUCCCCACCUGUAGAUGAAUGUUACCAGGUGCUCAUGGAUCUUGUGGACAUGAAUCUCACUGUUUUGAAAGGCAAAGAUACUUCUCAUCUUGAUGAGUCCAUCAGAAAAAAUUUGAACGACCUCUCUGGAGGCACAAAUCACAGUAUUUGUUCAAUGAAAAAAGAAGUGGAAACUACUGAUAGAGUAGAAAAACCGGAUAUAAUGAGUUUCACCAUGGAUGUGUGCAACAAUUUGAAGGGUCGGAUCAAAUUUUGGCUAUUUGAAGCUUGGAUUGCUAUGCUUGAAUGCGUGACUCAGUGGAUCUGGGGCAGGAAAUAUAACUUCCUUCACAACAUGACAGAUGGAGCAGUGCCUCCUGCUCUUCUGGAAAGUGAGACGAGAGACUAUAUUGAUGCUGGACUGUCGAACAACUCACCCUACUUCUCAGUGCUGAGAAAAGAAAGAGACAUUGACCUCAUCAUUUCCCUGGAUUUCAGUGCCGGCGAUCCUUUCAUGACAGUGAAGGACGCUGCUGAUACAUGCAAGAAACUAAACAUCCCUUUCCCUAAAGUCGACACUUCCCAUGAAAACGAGGACAAACCGAAGGACUUCUAUGUGUUCAGAGGCAAAAAUGCUCCAACGGUGAUUCACAUCCCUCUGUUUAAUGUGGUCAACUGUGGAGAUGAAGUUAAGACCUUGCGGGAGAAGUAUCGCACCUUUAAACGUUCUUACAGCGCUGAGAUGAUCACUGAUCUUAUGGAAGUCGCUGGAAAAAACAUCUCAAACAACAAAAAGAAACUGCUGGAGGAGAUUCGGGUGGCCGUUGGAAAAAAAGGAUCCAGUCGCUUUAAUCCUCAUUUGUCAUUUUCCAAUCCUAAAUGACAAAUGAGAAUCUGAAUAUAGAAUAAACUGAUCUGCAUAUCAGUCA